Molecule: messenger RNA, 1920 nt
Organism: Penicillium verhagenii
Lineage: Eukaryota; Fungi; Ascomycota; Eurotiomycetes; Eurotiales; Aspergillaceae
Product: DUF3176 domain-containing protein
Exons: 1
Coding region: 1-1920 (639 amino acids)
Source: RefSeq, a predicted model, not a curated record
AUGACUUCAUUGACCGACACGCACCAAAGUGAUGCACGCGACUCAUCACCGAAGAAACCGCCACUUGACACCACGAAGAGUUGGAAACGCUUUUGGCUUGACACAUGGCGAUUUGAAAUUUUCGCAUGGGCAUUUAGCGUGGCUUGUUUCAUCGCUAUCUGUACUCUACUCAAGGUAUACGAGAACAAAGUGCGACCGCAGCUAGCAUACAACGUAUCAUUCAACGCGAUAAUCUCGGUCCUUGCCACAGCCUGCAAAUCCGGGCUACUUCUCGUGAUCGGAGAGGCUGUUUGUCAGUUGAAGUGGCUCCAUUUUUGCGGUCCGAGGCAACAAAGGCUAUCUAGCAUGCAGGACUUUGACAAUGCUAGCAGAGGGCCGCUAGGAUCCCUCAAUAUCCUCAUAGCUCAUCGGGCACAGUCUCUCGUCUGCCUUGGCGCGGCAGUCCUUGUUCUUCUCCUCGCGUUUGAGCCAUUCGUGCAACAAGUCAUCAGCUAUCCUGUAUUGCCCGUCGUUCUUGCUGAUGGCGAAGCGACAACAAAACAACUUCAUGGGCCUUUGGUGUCAUCUGCAACUUUGAUAAACUCAACACUCGCUGAAAUUGUCCAACAGUAUUGGAGCCUGGGCGAUUACUUCGCCGAGGCUUGGGCGCAGGGCCUUUGGUCGAGUCCUGUGUCGAGCGAUGGCUUCGAAGUUGCACCGGUAUGCUCAUCAGGGAAUUGUACUUGGGAAGAGUUCACCUCAGCCGGCAUUUGCAGUCAAUGCUCUGAUAUGACGGCUUCUGCUCGGUUGGACUGCAACCUGCCAAGCCUCAAUCUUUCUUCAUUCAACAUAACUUGUCGAAUCAACAUAACUGAUGGUGCUGCUUAUCCUUUCUCUGUCACCAACCAAUUGCUGGAUGACGAAGUCAUGUUGACCGUCCAGAAUUCAAUUUUCUGGAGGACUUAUGACACCUUGAAUGGAUACGUGGGUGUUGGGAAUAUAUCUCUGACGCCCCAUGCUACUACCUUCGGUGGAAUGCGUUCCCCAAUAGCAGCAUACGGUUAUGCCAAAUUAAAUCUUCCAGAACCAACCAACUCUUCAGUGCUGGUUGAUUCCAACAUCAUUUCUAUCAGAAAACUGACAGUAUGUGGUCUCGGAGAUUGUUUGCGCAAUUACAAUGUCUCGACGAGCAAUGGCCAAGCUUCCAUACACACCGGAAACCCAGAGUUUGGCAUGAGAUAUAACAAACGGCCUGGUAAUUUUACGAAGACCGGUGGAACUUCCAGUUUCGUACCAACUCAAGAGGAUUUCACAACUUGCUGGAUCCCUGAUAAUAAAUCAAAAGGGGGUUUUGCAUAUUGUGUCCCCUGGCUCAAUUCAUCCUUACCCUUAAUCUCGGAAGGCGACUUUGGCUUUGUCCCGGCCUCAGAAAGUCAAACUCUUCUUUAUCCCAGACAUAAUGGUGUGGGGGAAUGGGUUACAGAAAUUGACUCUUUCAUUGAUCGCAUUGAUAAUCUUGGCUUCGAGAAAAUAAUGUCUAACGUUGCCGCUUCAUUAACGAAGCUGCAACUGGUAUACACGAAAGAGACUUUCAGCGGUACCGCACACAGCAGCGAAGUCUUUGUGGAGGUCAAAUGGGAGUGGAUGAUUCUACCGGGCCUUCUCGUUCUCACCGGGUCUCUUUUCUUCAUAGCAACAAUGGUUGUGAAUCGAAAAUCCAGAAUGCCUCUAUGGAAGUCAUCGGCCUUGGCGUCCUUUUACCACGGAUUGGAAGAGCAAGAGGAUGGUAGCCUGUCAACUGUUAUUAGUAUGGAAGCGCAAGCAGAGGAGUCUAAAGUUCGAUUGAUGGGUUCUGAUGGGUAUGGGCGCCUGGUUCUACGACGGAAAAGCCUCAGAUUUAGCAACCCCGGUGAUGCCCCAGAUCCAGAUCACGCUUCUUAA